AAUUUACUAAAAGGUCGCAUCCUGUACGACGUUCCUUGCGCAGUCUGCCGAGAUCAUUCAUCAGGAAAACACUAUGGGGUGUUCGCGUGUGAUGGUUGCGCAGGAUUCUUCAAGCGGUCUGUGAGAAGAGACAGAAGAUACGCCUGUAAAGCUAGGAAUCCCGGUGCCUGCCUGGUGGAUAAAGCACAUAGAAACCAAUGUCGUGCGUGUCGAUUAACUAAAUGUAUUGACGCUGGUAUGAAUAAGGACGCCGUGCAACAUGAAAGAGGGCCCCGGAACUCGACCAUUAGACGCCAAAUGGCAUUAUUUCUUAAAGAUCCAUCUAUACCGUCCUCAGAUAUAGGGUUACCUGUACCAUCGGCUCUGGAUCUCGCUAUUCCAAAACAUAACUUAUUACCUCCACCCUCGAUGUCCUUAUUUCAUAAUCCGUACGCCUAUAACAGAAUCAGUCUGCCCAUUCCUUCAUCAAUACCAGGCCCAGUAAAGAUUCCAUCACCACCGCCUGUUGUAACGUCGUUUUUGACUCCAGCGGACCCUGAAGCAAUGUGUGAAGCAGCCGCGAGGCUUCUAUUCAUGAAUGUAAAAUGGGCCAAAAACGUACCGGCUUUUUCAUCUUUAUCAUUAUCUGACAGACUACUUCUUCUGGAAGAGUCUUGGAGAGAUCUCUUUGUGAUUGGAUCAGCUCAAUUCUUAUAUCCAAUGAAUUUGAACAUACUACUAAAUUCUAAGAGUUCUAGAAUAGAGGCCAGAGAUAUAGAAAACUUUGAGAGAGCUCUUGGAGAAAUAGCAAAACUACGUCCUGAUAGCAAUGAAUUUGCGUGUCUCAGAGCAAUAGUAUUGUUCAAAACAAGUUUUAAUGAAAAAAAUGAGGGUGGCAGUCCGUCUCAAACUAGUUCAGAUUAUAAGAGAUUACAAGAUCUUCCUGCUGUUGCAUCUUUACAGGAUCAUUCGCAAAGCGUUCUCAGCGAGUAUAUCUUAAGAUCUUACCCAAUGGAAGUGACUCGUCUAAGUCUGCUGCUCCAACUUCAACCCAUCAUCAGAAGAGUAUCAAGCACCACAAUCGUCGAGUUGUUCUUCCGUGCCACGAUAGGCGAAAUUCCAAUUGAGAGGAUCAUCGGGGAUAUGUACAGAACUGGGAAAGAUACCGCUUAAAGUUGCAAUUUUAGUUUUAUAUCGUAAAUAUCUUUCCAGUAUUUUUUAACAGUGAUAUAAUCAAUAUAUUUUUAUAUUACUUAUUUACAUUUAUAAUAGUAGUGAAUAAUUGGAAAUAAUAUAGCAAACCUUUAGAU
This is a messenger RNA of Achroia grisella, 1289 nucleotides long. It is a transcript of the gene tll, whose product is annotated as nuclear receptor subfamily 2 group E member 1. The annotation marks the transcript as partial. The record is from RefSeq and is a predicted model, not a curated record. Lineage: Eukaryota; Metazoa; Arthropoda; Insecta; Lepidoptera; Pyralidae. Gene Ontology annotation, biological process: anatomical structure development; positive regulation of transcription by RNA polymerase II; cell differentiation. The transcript is spliced from 3 exons. Gene Ontology annotation, molecular function: RNA polymerase II cis-regulatory region sequence-specific DNA binding; zinc ion binding; nuclear receptor activity.